AUGCCACAUAAAAAACGUGCAAAUAGAAAUCAUGUUCAAGUAAAUAAAAUACUUGCAAAUAGUGAAUUAUCAAUACUUGAUAAAAAUAAAAAAGGUAAAAAAAUUUCUGAUCGAAUACCACGUCGUGAUAAUGAUCCAGCCGAUCGUAAACGAGAACAACGUAUAUUAAAUGAUGAUUCAGAUGAUGACUCAAGUAGAAAACGAUUAGAAUUAAAAAAACAUAUUAAUAGAGAAUUACAACAACAAAAACAACAACAACAACCACAACAACAACAGUCUAUUAUACCAAAACAAAGUCGUAAAAAUAAAUAUUAUUUAAUGAAUCAUCCUGAAUUAAAGGAUGUUAUUAAACCUUUACCAACAAAAACAAAAAAACGUAAACAUGAAUCUGAUGAAGAACAGAAAAAAAGUGAACCACCAACGAAAAAACCUUGUGAAAUAUCGAAACCAUCUAUUUGUGAUAAACUUGUUUCUAAUAUGAUAACAUCUCGUUUUCGUUAUCUUAAUGAAAAACUAUAUACAUCAUCAAGCAUAGAAGCUCAAAACAUGUUUAAAAAAGAUCCUCAAUCUUUUCAUGCAUAUCAUCAAGGUUAUGCAACGAGUAUGUCUCGUUGGCCUGAUCAACCAUUGGAUGAAAUCAUUGCUUAUAUACGUAAACGUUCAUCAAAUCUGAUUAUUGUUGAUAUGGGUUGUGGUGAUGCACGUCUUGCUCGUACACUUAAAUCAACUCAUCCAAAUAUAACUAGUUUUGAUUUAUUUGCAUUAAAUGAACAUGUACAAGUAUGUGACAUAGCACAUACACCAUUAAAAACAAAUUCUGUUGAUAUUGUUAUUUUUUGUUUAUCCUUGAUGGGAACAAAUUUAACUGAUUUUAUUCAUGAAGCUCAUCGUAUACUACGUUUACGUGGUACAAUGAAAAUUGUUGAAAUAGCAUCACGUUUUGAAAAUCAACCUCAAAAAUUUAUACGUAAAAUUGAAUCCAUAGGUUUUCAAUGUUCAAAAACAAAUUCAUUAGAAGAAAAAACGAAUGCACCAUCAAUAUAUUUCUAUACGUUUGAUUUUGUUAAGAUUUCAGAAGAAAUGAAAUCAAAAUCAAUUGUAGCACUUGCACCAUGUCUACAUAAAAAACGUUGA
Messenger RNA from Adineta steineri, 1134 nucleotides. The record is from the annotation of a GenBank genome assembly. NCBI's taxonomy places the organism in Eukaryota, Metazoa, Rotifera, Eurotatoria, Adinetida, Adinetidae.